Molecule: messenger RNA, 4257 nt
Organism: Vidua macroura (Pin-tailed whydah)
Lineage: Eukaryota; Metazoa; Chordata; Aves; Passeriformes; Viduidae
Product: P2R1A-PPP2R2A-interacting phosphatase regulator 1-like
Exons: 10
Coding region: 89-943 (284 amino acids)
Molecular function (GO): protein serine/threonine phosphatase inhibitor activity
Source: RefSeq, a predicted model, not a curated record
GGCCGGGGCGGCGGCGGCCCGAGGAGCCGCGGCGGCCGCCGGCAGUGAAUGGGCGCCGCGGCGGGGCGGAGGAGCCGGAGCCGCCGCGAUGGCUCAGGAGAAGAUGGAGCUGGACCUGGAGCUGCCGCCGGGGAGCGCCGCGGCCCCGGGCGACGGCGGCGGCCUGAGGCGGUCGAACAGCGCCCCGCUCAUCCACGGGCUCAGUGACAACUCCCAGGUGUUUCAGCCUUACGUGUUGCGGACUCGCAGGAACAGCACAACAGUUAUGAGCCGUCAUGGAAUGUUUUUGUCAUCAUCUCCUAUUCGUAUUCCUAGCAGCCGACUUCAUCAGAUCAGAAGGGAGGAAGGAGUGGAUUUAAUGAACAGAGAAGCAGCACAUGAAAGGGAAGUGCAGACAGCAAUGCAGAUAAGCCAGUCAUGGGAGGAAAGCUUGAGCCUGAGCGACAAUGACUUGGACAAGUCUGAGAAAUCUUUUUCCCCAAAGAGAAUAGACUUCAUUCCAGUUUCGCCUGCACCUUCACCUACAAGAGGAAUAGGAAAGCAAUGUUUUUCACCAUCGUUGCAAAUGUUUGUGAGCAGUAAUGGAUUACCUCCAAGCCCUAUUCCCAGUCCAACAAGGCGAUUCUGCAACAGGAGGAGUCAAAGUCCAAUCAACUGUAUCAGGCCCAGUGUUCUUGGCCCCAUUAAAAGAAAAGGUGAAAUGGAAACUGAAAGUCAGCCAAAGAGACUUUUCCAAGGAACAACCAACAUGCUUUCUCCAGAUGUUACACAUCUGACAGAUCUCAGUUCAUGCCUGUCCUCGGAUAUUCUCGACGGGAGCAGCAGCAGUGUUGGCUCUUCCUCUGAUUCCCUGACUAAAGGCAGCAUCACCACGGAGUCUCCAGUGACGUGCUCCAACUCCUGCUCCUCGUUCAUUCUGAUGGAUGACUUCUCACCCAAGUGACUUUACCAAGUCCUGAGUCAGUGUCUGGCUGUGCUGUCCCCUUCCUGUACACUCGUACAGAGAAAUGAACUCUGAUCCUUGAACCAUUCAUAUGAGGUUUAUUAAAAGGAAAAAUUGUUGUUACUGUAAUCCUUGGCUACUUUCCAGUGAUUUUUUUUUUUAAAUUUAUCCAUUUAAUGGACAUUGUAGACCAUAUUAAUGUCUGGUUUUGCAAAUUUAUUUUUUAAACAAGAUGUCUGCUGAUAUUAUACUAACUUUUGCUUUCAGGAACUUGCGUACACUUUUUGAUUCCAGGAAUAGGUAUUUACCUAUUAGUGUUGCAAUUAUUAGGAAUGUACUUCUAUCAUUAUGGUCGCUAUGUCUAGGGAAAUAACUUGGUUUGGAAGGAUUUGAAAAUACUAAUUUAUUCUCUGGCACUUCUACUAUUGAGUAAAAUUACUCUUGCUUUUUUUUUUUUUUUUUUUUUUUAGUCACUAGCCUCAAAUUCCUUUAUGGAAGGGAGAAAAAAUAUUUUAUUUCCUUAGUGCUGCUAGUCAUUUUUAUGAAUUCAUUUACAGAAGACCACAUUGAGUGUGGAAAUCUCACUCUAUUACAUUAAACUAAAAACCCCACAGCAGAAUAACUAAUGUCUGUCACUUUUGCCAUCAGUGAAGAAAUAAUAAUACUCUGCAAGCAAUUAAAUUAGCUGCAUAGUUCUCUUCCCAGAACAUUUGUCCUACAGAUUGUAUGAAAUAAGGUCAUUAUUCAGCAAGAUUUGGCCAGGAAAAAUUAAACCACACCUCGAUUGAAGACAUACAGUGCAGAUAACUAAGUUAAUUAAACUACUGUGUAGGAGAACCAUGUAUGGCACCAUCGAUGUCUCCUGUGGCAUUGAGGUCAUAAGUAUUUUUGUGCCUUAGGGGACAUUGUUACAAAAUUAUGGAAUGUAAACCAGAGGGGUGGGUGGGGAAAGUCCUUUGUGUACAGCUUGUUUAUAGAGUGCUUACCCAAGUCUGUCAGGGGUGCUGCUUCCCUUUGUGUUCCUUUCCGAGGUGUGGAGGUGCUGGGGGCAGCCAAGGUGAGACCCUUUGCAGCUGCUCGGGGCGGAGUUUGUCCCUUUCUUGGUCAUGAGCAGAGCAAACAGCUCAGCAAACAUUGGAUUCCUGAGGAAAGGCUUUGGAUUGGAUACAAGCUCUGCAAAUUGCUUGGUGAAGGAGUUCUCUUUGAGCUAUGAGUAGUCUUGAUACAGUACCUUGGUCAGUCUGAGGUAGGAACAGAUAUUUUACUUUUUAAAGACUAUAACGGGGCAAAAGAAAUCCGUUUGUAAUCUACUGUGUUAUGCUAUUUAUUAUUUAUAACUCUGUAAAAAGUCUGUGGUGAUGAAUUAUAGUAUUUUUUUAUGAUUGAAUAAGUUUUUUAUGUUCAGUAAUUGCUGGCUGGUUUGUAUUUAAUACGCAACGUUGUCUGCCAGAAUCAUAAGCUUCCAUUUUUGAAUGUUUGUACCAUAAAUGCUUUUGUUACCUAAAAGUACAACUUGUGAUCUUUCUGAAAGAAAAUAGCACUGAAUUUAAAGUAAGAUUAUGUGCUUUAGAUGUGAGCACAAUCUCUGGCAAUACUGUCUGGCUAAAAGGGCGGGGGAGAACCAUAGUUUUUUCUGUUCUGAAGAAGCCGUUGGGUAUCCAGAAGACAUGUACAUACCAGAUUAUUUUUAAAAGUGUUUCCAUUAAAUUGUAAGAAGUACCAGAAUGGGCCAACAGUGGCACUAUUAUUUGUAUGAUCAUUUCCACCUGUGGAACAUUAGUUCCCCACUUCAAAUAAAUGUGCAUAUUGUAAAAUAUUGUCCAUCGGUGCCAUUUUUAAAUGAGCUCUACAGUAUUGAAUGUUAAUUUUGUUUGUAUAUGCGCAGUGCUAUUUCUUGAAUUUUUGAUGUCUUAAGUCAUUUAAUUAUUUUUUUAAUUUAUGCCUGUAUCUUCUCUGCCUUCUUGAUGCUUAAAGAAGGCUGCUUUUCCAUUUGCAAAAUAGUGAUAAACAGUCUGUGAUAAAAUCCAACCCCGUUACCUCUGCCCCUCUUCCCUUCUACCGUGCUUUUACUGGUACUGUGAUUUGGAAAUCUGAACGAGGGGUGGCAGGAGGGGGAAACCUAUUGCAUGCUUUCUUAAACCUGAGAAGAGCAUAGCUAUUGCUUAAUUUUGGCUGAUUUACCUGUACAAUUGAUGUAUUCCAGAUUUGUUUGUUAGUGGAGAGUCCCAUCUGAGUGCUGGCCUCUGUAAACAUUCGAAUGUAAGCUGCAUAAAGCGAGCGCACAAAUAGUCACUCUUGUUACAGCAGCUUUUUGUAGUGUUCUGGCUAUUCCCCACUCUUGGAAGGCCUUGUAAAAGACAUUGCUCUUUUAUAAAAUAUAUCCGUAAUGCACACACGCUGUGUCUGUUGUUUCAGAAUGAAUGGAUGUCGCUGUGUUAACAGGCCCGAGGCAGGCCCAGCUUCUCUUUCAUGAUCCUAACACAACUUGUUCAUUUUGAAACAAAGUUUUCUAAUGUGCUGAUUACUGAUACUUGCAGUUCUCUGCGUUUGAGUUGCCACUGCUUAGAGGGUUCAUUGAUACUGUAGCAUACUCUAAAACUGACUUUUAAAAGUUGCAUUUCUGGUUUUGUUACCUGUCCUGUCCGAGGGAAUUGGACACCAGUUGGGAAAGAAGGCCAGCUGGUGCUGGUAAUCAGCUUUAAUGUAUAACUAUUGACAUUUAACAACUGUUUUUUAUGACUUCACCAGACUUACUGCUGCUGAAUUGCCAUGAUGAGUGUCUGAGAAUUCCUGUCUUACCCCCACUUCCUUCUUUUUAUAAGGGAUCAUUAGUGCAUAUCUUUUGCUGAGAAUCACAGUGAUGAGUUACCUUUAAUGUUGUAAUAGUUGAGAACUAAGUUAAAAUACCUGUGUAAUUCAAGCAGCAUUUUAGAUGGACUAUUUUUAAUAUGUUAAUUAGCACAGCAUUACAGCAAUGGUCUUUGUACAGCUCAUUGACCAGCACUGCCUUUAGAUCAUAUCCAGAGCACGCUGAAUCCUCAUUUCAUGGGCUUAAAAUGCUGGAAGGAUUUUACCAAUGGUUUAGAAAAAUGUGUGUGUCAGCUGUGGAACACUGUGUGUUUUGAUAAUAUCAAGUGUUCUGCAUCAGGAAAUAGAUCACAGUGUGCAUGUUUCAUUCUCCUUCAUUGAAUUUCAAAUUGGGGGAUCAUGGGCCCAAGAGCCAGUAUUUAAGGGGCUGUUUUUCUGACUGUAUGUGAUGAAAUACUUUCUCCUACAAUGGAAGUAAUUAAACUGUCAGUGGGUGAGGAUGUAAA